GUGAGUUUCUGUCUUCCAACAGGCAGCUCAAAAUCCAGGAAGAGUUGAUGUUUCAGUUUGAGUCUGAAGUCUUGUGACAGGAGGGGACAGCUGCAUUUCCCCACUCCAGCUAUAAAAAGCCCUAACCACCUAAGUCAGUAGAGGACGUGCAGCGGACAUUCAGGAUACCUCAAGGAAGGAGCUUGAGCCCAGAACCAUGUCAAGACUCCCCGUCCUGCAGCUGCUCCAAGCUCCCCUGAGGUGUUGGGUGACUCCCAAAGCCCACAUCUCUGCCAAGCCAGCCAAAACUCCCACUUCCCCUAUGGAGCAGACUGUGGGGAUCUUGACCAUAUUCCUCAGUUUCCUGGUUCCUGCAGGCUGGGUCUUAUCCCACCUAGAGGGCUACAAGAAAAGCACCACAGCAUGAAGUACAGUUUAAAGGGCACAUUAAACUCUUCUUCCACCU
Molecule: messenger RNA, 445 nt
Organism: Nannospalax galili (Upper Galilee mountains blind mole rat)
Lineage: Eukaryota; Metazoa; Chordata; Mammalia; Rodentia; Spalacidae
Product: cytochrome c oxidase subunit 8B, mitochondrial
Exons: 3
Coding region: 197-406 (69 amino acids)
Biological process (GO): mitochondrial electron transport, cytochrome c to oxygen
Cellular component (GO): mitochondrion
Source: RefSeq, a predicted model, not a curated record